Molecule: messenger RNA, 998 nt
Organism: Medicago truncatula (barrel medic)
Lineage: Eukaryota; Viridiplantae; Streptophyta; Magnoliopsida; Fabales; Fabaceae
Exons: 2
Coding region: 109-837 (242 amino acids)
Source: RefSeq, a predicted model, not a curated record
CAAUAAAAAACAACCUCAUGUUCUCAUUAAAAUGGUUUCUCAUCAACAAUAAUAAAUUUCUAGAAUUCAACUUCCUAAUUUUCUUUCAUCAAAAAAUCAUAUACACUAAUGAGUUCUAAGAUAAACUUCUCAAGUCCACCAAUACAAUGCAAAUUUCAUAUCAAGAAAUCAAACCUCACAAGAAAAAACACCAUCAUCUUCUCUUCAUUUCCCUCAAGUGAAAAACAAAACAAAACCAUUUCCAAAACAAUUGAAAAUCCAUCAAAUGAUAAGGCUUACACUAUCAAUUUCAAAACAAAAAGUGCUUGCAAGCUUGGAAUUUCAAGAUAUCCUGAUUUUGUGUAUGAUGCUGAAGGAGGAAUAGGAACUGGUUUUGGUGCAAAGGAAAGACAAAAUUCAGAUAACAAUGACAUUCUUGUUUCAUUUGAUCUUGAUACAUUGUAUAUUCCAUCGUUAACAAGCUCUACAACAAAGUUUCUUGGAUUGUCAUUGCCACCAUUUUUGAGGAUUGAUAUUGUUCCAGAAGCUUUCCAAGGAAGUAUUAAUCAAGAAUCUGGCAAGGUUGAUCUUGAGUUUAAGGCCAAGUUUUUGUUUUCUGCUGGUAGUAUCUAUAAGGCUCCACCCUUGCUUGUGAAGACAGUGUUGACAUCUGAAGAAUCAAAGGGGACACUGAAGAGUGGAAGAGGCAUGAGAUUGGAUGAAGAAGGAAAGUGCAGACUGGUUGGUGUGGCAACAGUUGAUCCUAUUGAUGAUUUCCUAAUGAAUUCCUUCCUUGGUCUACCUACUGAGUGUCUUGCUGAACUAAAUGCUGUAAUCUCCAUUUCUUCUUCAUCAUAAGAGUUUAAAUCUCAUGUUAAAACUAGAUAUAGAACUACACAAUAUAAUUUAUAAAAAAAAAUGGUAGUCAAUGAUACUAAAAGAUAAAAUAUAAAUAAAUAUAGGGUUUUGUUAACCACUGUUCGAAGGGCAAAAUAUAAAUAAAUAUAGGGUUUUGUUAA